ACAUAUACUUUAGGCGGAUUUAACUCGGUAUUUGAUGACUAUUUUAAACCUAUCACGCACAUAGGACCAUUUCCCCCCUAGAAUAUCCUAAAGACGAACUUUUUUUAUUAAUUCAUAAAGAGUUAAUGGGUCAAUGCUGGUUGGAUAUUUUCUGUUUUGGGGUGUUGAUUUCAGACUUCCGUACCUGAAGCCAAAUUCUCAUAUCAACAAUGGAAAGCCAAUCAGAGAAGAAACCAGAAUCUGUUUUUGACUUCACUGUAAAGGAUUCGAAGGGAAAUGAUAUAGACCUUAGUAGCUACAAAGGAAAGGUCCUACUUAUCGUGAAUGUUGCUUCCAAGUGUGGGAUGACUAACUCAAACUACGCAGAACUCAACCAAUUAUAUGAGAAGUACAAAGAUCAAGGCCUGGAAAUAUUGGCAUUUCCUUGCAAUCAAUUUGGCGAGGAAGAACCAGGGAGCAAUGAUCAGAUCUUAGACUUCGUUUGUACACGUUUCAAGUCAGAGUUCCCUAUAUUUGACAAGAUUGAAGUGAAUGGCGAAAAUGCAUCUCCUCUUUAUAAGUUGUUGAAAUCGGGCAAGUGGGGAAUAUUUGGGGAUGAUAUUCAGUGGAAUUUUGCUAAGUUCCUGGUUGAUAAGAAUGGACAGGCUGCUGAUCGCUAUUAUCCUACCACCUCUCCUCUGACAAUUGAGAGGGAUAUAAAAAAGCUGCUGGAAAUGGUGUAGUUGCCAAGGUUGAGCUUUCGACGAUGUGGAUCAAUUUUUGACUUGUUAAUGUUGGCUUGGUUUUAUUGUAGGAGUUUGCCCCUUAUUUUCUUUAUUUGGUUAUCUGAUAACAGAACUUGUAUGUUCUUUUGGAGAAGUUUUAAACUGACUUUUAUUAAUCAAUUCCUACAUGUUAUUCUGUCUCUUGAUAUUACCAAUCUGCUGGACAUUUCCCGAAACAGAUAGCCAGGCAUUUGAAA
Molecule: messenger RNA, 961 nt
Organism: Nicotiana attenuata
Lineage: Eukaryota; Viridiplantae; Streptophyta; Magnoliopsida; Solanales; Solanaceae
Product: probable glutathione peroxidase 8
Exons: 6
Coding region: 210-722 (170 amino acids)
Biological process (GO): response to oxidative stress
Molecular function (GO): glutathione peroxidase activity
Source: RefSeq, a predicted model, not a curated record